This is a messenger RNA of Gavialis gangeticus (Gharial), 6727 nucleotides long. It is a transcript of the gene FHIP2A, whose product is annotated as family with sequence similarity 160 member B1. The coding region runs from base 1 to 2277 and encodes 758 amino acids. The record is from RefSeq and is a predicted model, not a curated record. NCBI's taxonomy places the organism in Eukaryota, Metazoa, Chordata, Crocodylia, Gavialidae. The transcript is spliced from 17 exons.
AUGGACAAACAACUAAGGAGGAAUCUUGCGCCUUCUCUUCCAUUACAAGAAGAUUUUGUUUACCACUGGAAAGCAAUUACCCAUUACUACAUAGAAACUACAGAUGACAAAGCUCCUGUUACUGAUACCAACAUUCCUUCUCAUCUGGAGCAGAUGUUGGAUAUCCUAGUUCAAGAAGAAAAUGAGAGGGAAUCGGGAGAGACGGGGCCUUGUAUGGAGUAUUUGCUACAUCACAAGAUCUUAGAGACAUUGUAUACUCUAGGCAAAGCCGAUUGUCCUCCAGGAAUGAAACAGCAAGUUCUGGCUUUCUAUACAAAACUUCUAGGGAGAAUACGACAACCUCUUCUCCCACAUAUAAACGUACAUAGACCAGUGCAGAAAUUAAUCCGCCUUUGUGGUGAAGUUUUAGCAACACCAACAGAAAAUGAAGAAAUUCAGUUUCUCUGCAUAGUAUGUGCAAAGCUGAAACAGGAUCCAUACCUGGUCAACUUCUUCCUUGAGAAUAAGAUAAAAGCAAUGACUUCCAGAGGAUCAGCAAGUGUAAUUUCAGAAGAGGUGCUAAAAGGCCAAGAUUCCUUGACAACAGACAGAGGACAGUCUGUGCAACCUGAAGAGAGAUCUGCUACUGCUAGAGCAGAGCACACAGAGAAAGCUGAUGACCUUCCUCAACAGGCAGAUGAUUUAUCAUUCAGUCUGGAUGAACUAAAUGUCACUUCAUCUCCUGAAGCCUCAGCUGUUCGUCCAAACCACGACUACAAUUUAGUGAAUUCUUUGCUGAAUCUCACAAGAAGCCCGGAUGGUCGAAUAGCAGUGAAAGCAUGUGAAGGACUCAUGCUUUUAGUGAGUUUGCCUGAGCCAGCAGCAGCCAGGUGCUUGAUCGAAAGCACUUGUUUAUGUGAAUUGCUUACAGACAGGCUUGCCACACUCUACAAAGCCCUGCCUCAAUCUGUAGAUCCUUUAGAUAUUGAAACAGUAGAGGCAAUUAACUGGGGUUUGGAUUCAUAUAACUACAAAGAAGAUGCUUCUGCAUUUCCGGGGAAAAGAGCCCUCAUUUCCUUUUUCUCCUGGUUCGACUACUGUGAUCAGCUCAUUAAGGAAGCGCAAAAGACUGCUGCUGUCACUAUGGCAAGAGCUGUGCGAGAACGAUUUUUUGUUGGUGUCAUAGAACCUCAGCUGAUGCAAACUUCAGAGAUCGGGAUCCUCACAUCAACUGCACUUUUACAUCGUAUUGUCCGCCAAGUCACGUCAGACGUCUUGCUGCAAGAAAUGGUUUACUUCCUACUUGGAGAGCACAGGGAGCCAGAAACCCUGACAGACAUCAAUAGACAUCCAUUGCGACAUAGGUUAAUUGAGCACUGUGAUCAUAUUUCUGAUGAGAUCAGCAUCAUGACUUUAAGAAUGUUUGAGCACCUUUUGCAAAAACCCAACGAACACAUUCUUUACAACUUGGUUCUAAGGAAUUUAGAAGAAAGAAAUUACAUGGAAUAUAAACCACCCUGUCAGGAAGACAAAGAUGUAGUGGAGAAUGGGCAGAUAGCAGGAGCAGUAGACCUGGAAGAAGAUCCAUUAUUUACUGAUCUCUCCCCGGAUAACACAUUGUUGAAUCAGGAGUGGCUGAGUGCCUCUCCACCUAUCAGUCCAGAACAUCCAAGAAAUGACGGGAAGACUGAAGUUCAUAAAAUUGUAAAUAGCUUUCUCUGUCUUGUACCAGAUGAAGCCAAAUCAUCAUACCACGUAGAGGGUACAGGUUAUGACACCUACCUCAGAGAUGCCCACAGACAGUUCCGGGAUUAUUGUGCGAUCUGCCUACGAUGGGAGUGGCCAGGUUCUCCCAGGUCUUUGGAAAACUGCAAUUUAGAAGCACCAUUUUUUGAAGGACAUUUCUUGAAAGUUUUGUUUGACCGAAUGGGCAGGAUUCUUGAUCAGCCAUACGAUGUAAAUUUACAGGUUACGUCUGUGUUGUCCAAACUCUCCCUGUUUCCUCAUCCACAUAUACACGAAUACCUUUUGGAUCCUUAUGUAAAUUUGGCUUCGGGUUGUCGAUCUCUCUUCUCUGUUAUUGUCAGGGUCGUUGGAGACCUUAUGGUGAGAAUCCAGCGCAUUCCAGAUUUCACUCCUAAACUUCUGCUGGUCAGAAAGCGUCUUCUUGGCUUAGAGCCUGAAGGGCCCAUCAUUGACCACAUGACAUUACUAGAGGGAGUGAUUGUACUGGAAGAGUUCUGUAAAGAGCUGGCAGCAAUUGCAUUUGUGAAAUACCACACCUCAUCUACACCGUAAAUAAACGUAUCAUGUGGCUGAGCUCCAAAAUCUUCUAGUAUGUUUCAGUCAAAAAAAAAAAAAAAAAACCCCAACAAACCCAUUGACCCACUCAGGCAAGCAGGGAUAAAGCCUCCCACCAAAGUGCACACAACAGAAUUACUAUUGGGUGAUGGUGAAUGGCAAGUUCUUGGUCAUCGUUUCACAAUUUGUCAGUACAAGCCGUGUUGUGAUGGAAAUGAAGAUCUAUCCAUUCAAGUUGACACUGAACCCAGAAUGCAAUCAAAGAGGCUUCAGGAAAAUCAAAACAUAACAUUUCUAGCCAUUGUUUGAAGAGCUGCAAAAACUGAUGAACCCCAGGCAUCCAAACUUUGCUCACUAUUCUCUUGUUUUAACAGUGUUUUAGGAGUUUGGGGUUUUAUUAUAAUCUGAGGUUUAUAUGCUUGCUUCUGUCUUGUGACCUUUAUUAUUUUUAAAUAUCAAGCUAAUUUUGUAAUGUUUUCAUGUCUUAAUUAUUUAAGGUGUUUUUUUUUCUCUUCAACUGGAAAUAUGAAAGGAAAAGAGUGAGUCAGCAAGCAGAGAAAGAGUGUAUUAUUUAAAAUGGAGAGAGGAUGAAAAAACCUACAAAUGCAUAUGAUCUGUAUCUGAUUGAUUUUAAUUUUUUUGACUCUUCUGCAAAAAAUUUCUGAUUCACCACUGCAUUUUUCAGAAUUUGCAUCAGUGUAAAGCUGAUCUUAAUGGAGUUGCACUGUACAACUGUCAGUAACGCAAUGUUGAAUCAGAUCCUCUGUGUAGUUGGGAAGUAUAUUGCAAGAGUGGGUGUUUCUAGUAUGGUGGUCUUUGACUUUCCAAAUGAUGUGUUGUGUUCAUCUGUGUAAGUAGUUUUGCUAUAGACUUCUGCGUGUGGGCCUCAGUUUGUCUGAUUUAUGUCCCUUCCAUAAGGCUGUUAAUUAUACAGGUCGUUAGUAGUAGUUGCUAAAACAGUAUUCAUUUUGUUUUAAAAUGCCGUUUAGCAGAUGUUGGUUUAAGUAUAUUUCUGUGCCUUUAAAAUUGGCAAAGGAAAUCUUCUGUCAUUCUUAACUUGUUUUUUUUACUGUUCUCAUCCUAAUGGUAGUGUCCAUGCAAAAGAUGGACUCAUGCCACAUGAGGCAGCACUCAAAGGGCUGAUACUAUUCUUAGGACCAAAACACCCCCACUGGUUUCCACAAUGCUAGGAAGCCAGCCUGCUUCCCAGUGCACCCUUUGCAAUAUGAAACCUACCAGCCAGCACAAGCUAUGGGGUACAUGUACCAGCCAGAGCAGACACUGGAGGCUCAGGGGGAUGGACCCCUCAAGCACCCUUUGCUCCUGCUCUUUUUGAGUGAUUGCAACUUGCACCUCAACCAGCUCUUGUUGCUGUCAGUGGCAUAUGCACUAGCAAGACAGAGGGGCUGGACAUGCUCCUUAACCUUCCUCCCAGUCAUGGUGAUCUUUGCCCUGCUGUUUGCACAGAACAGUCCCCCUAGCCGCUCCUGUUGACACUGAAGACAAGACAGACAAAGCAGGAUGUAGCCCUGAAUGUUUACAGUGUUUCCCUUUGCUUGUCUUGCCUAAUACGCUAUUUGCACACAGAGUGCCAGUUUCUAAUCUGAUUUACUUCAGUGUAAAUUUGGACUAAUUUAAUCAAGUCACUUGAGUUCCUCCAGAUUUGCAUGAGUGUAUCUGGCAUAAGAAUCUGGCUGCCCCUGAUUUUGCUGCCUGUUUUGUUUUUUGGAUUUUAUAUUUGUAGACACUUGAUGGCGAGUACUUCUUUAAAUUAGCAAGUAUAUAAAGCACAGCAAGAGCGUUCUCCCCAGUCAUGGGCAAAAAUCGCUCCCAAGUAUGUUUAGCAGUGGGAGGGUUCUGCUGGUGAAUACUCCUGUAAGGUUAAUGGUUGUGGAACCUAAAAAAAAGCAGGUUUGGCACCACUCCAAAAGAGAGAAGCAUUGCCCAAAGGCGACUGCUGUAACGCAGCAUGUUGAUUCACCAGCUCCCUGCGCUGCUUGCCAUCCACAGAACUACAGCGCCUCACAACCGGCACAAAUGAUGUUCCCAAGAGAGCGUGGCUUUGGCUUUAACUGUUACAUGGAAAUAUUCCUUUUACUUCCCUGCACCAGAUUUGCUAAAUUUGGCCAAAUAAAGUUUUCAUCAGAUAGCUUAAUAAGAGCAGAUUUAAGGAAGAAUGGUUUCUCUUCAUUCCUGUCCUUUUAGACAGAUGUUUUGUGAAUAGCAAAUGAUUUUUAGAGUGACGUGCAUUACAAUCAGUUCAUUUGAGAAGCUUUGUUAAUUUAAUGUAACUGCCAGUACACAGUGCACAUAGCACACACACAUAUAUAUAUAUAUAUAUGUAGAUUUAUAUGUAAUACACAUAGUUAUGUUAACUUAGGCCCUCAAUUAGCCAAGCAUUUAAACAUGAGCUUAAUUUCAAGUAUUUUCCCAAGUCACAGUCGUUUUAACAAAACUUAGGAAGAUGCUCAAAGAUAAGCAGUGGAGCUACACACACAUUUAAGGGCUCUGCUGAAUUGACACCUUUAUUGUUUUAGCUUGUAGUUUGAGUUUAAUUGUGUUUUCCUCCCAAUUUAAUUACUAUUUUCAUUAUUUAUUGGGAAACAAACCCUCUGACUCUUAGAAUUUGCCUAAUAUCCUAUUAGCAACAAACCGGAAGACGUAACACUGUUAACAUGAAAGCAAGAAAGAUCAUAAGGUAAAUCUCCACUGGAGCAGUCUGAAUAAUGCAAUCACAGUAAAGCCAUUCAAGAAGUGCAGGGUGGAGACAGUGGCAUUAUUUUUUUAAUCAGUUGCUGAUUCCUGAGCUCAUUGCACAGUAAAGGGUUGUAUCCAUCACUGCAUGCAAAGACAGCAGCAGCAUCUGUAUCUUUUAAAUGCAAAACAAUCCACCUAGCUGCAACUCUGAUGAAUUAGUGCUUGCACUGCAGAACAAUAAAGGAUCACUGCAAAUACUCUUAAAUCAGAGAUGUAAUUGUUUAGUGUUCGGUCUUCCGUAGCCAUGGUGAUGUUAUCUGACAAACCAAAUGUAAUUCAGCCCAUAAAUUAUAAAAAGUGGAUCUAUCUUGAUAUCUAAAUCAAUGCAAAGGAAAGCUUUAGCCUUUACUGCUUAUGUGGGCGGUCCUUACAAAACCAUAAUGACCAGAAAUGAUGACAAUGACUUUAUUUUAUAUAUAAAAAAGACCAUUUGAAUUUUCCUUUAGAGAGAGAACUUUCUUUCUGUUUAAGUUUUUCAUGCACUUUUAUUUUUUAAAGUGGGGAGUUAAAGUCCACAUUUUCAUUCAUCAGAUCUAUGUAUGUCACUGAGAUGCCUGUUUUGGUUCUCUGUGUUUAUACACGCGUUUGUAACUAGUUAUUUAUUGCCCACAAGUGAACACUUGAGAAACACCGGCCCUGGAGCGAGAUGUUCAGUGCAUAUGCAAAUCCCUCAGGUGUGCAUGGGACCGGCAGGUGCUGCUCACUACCCUGGAAAAUGUGGCCACUAGUGUUAGAGUGAUGUACUUGGCGGGGGGAAUAGUGGGAGUAGUUGGUUCCAAUAAGCAGAUCCAAACUGCAUUUUAACCCUAAUGCACAUUUCUGUAAAUAAAGACACUUUUACUUUUUUGCCAUGUAUGUAUCUGAUUUGGAAGCUGAUGUAGAAAAUUUUGUAAUAAGUAACAUAUCAUACGUGCUAGAACAGAAGUUUGUCCAUAGUCUGUUUCCCGUAGUCUCCCUAGCAUUCCAAUCUUGUCAAUGUAACGUUCAAUAAUGUAUUCGUCUGUGCAAUAUGAGAGCUGUGAUUUGAUACACAGCUUCAGUCUGGUUGUACAUCACCUGUGUAUAUACAAGGACCGAAAUCCUGAGCUCGCUUACACUAUUGCUAGUGUAAAGAUUGUUACACUUGAUUUUACAGGGCACCGGUAAUCAUGGAAUUGCUUUGUACGUGCAUGGUAAAUUUCUUACCAUGACUUACUGUAUGAAUGCACAGCUGCAAUGUGAUUAUGAAAUACAUCCUUAUUUGUCUUGCUGAGAGAAAUGUUAUAGUGAAGUACUAUGUAAAAUCUACAGAUUGCAUAAAUAUGCUUUGGGUUGUAUGAUAAAUCGCAAUCUGUAAACUGUAUAAUAUACAAGGCUUUCCAACCAUGGUCACUAAUAUUUUCUGUGCCCUGUAAAAUAGUGUUACUCUGUGAAUAUAUUCUCUUUGUUUUGCCUCCUGCCUUGUUUACAUUAAACAGAGGAUAUUCAGUAAACUUUUUCUAUUGAACUUUGUGUAGGUCACUGACUGACAGUGUUGCCAAGGGUUAGCAGAUGUGUGAUUUCCAACAAAGGAACUGUUGAAGCAGCCAUAUUACAAUACGUACAAUACCAAGUUUUACAAAGGAGGUUGUGAUACAAUACAAUUUUUGUGCUAACUGCAUGCAGGAUUAAAAGGGAUAUUCUCAAAAUAAAUUAAUCUAAUUUAAAUGAA